Hyla sarda is the source of this 3468-nucleotide messenger RNA. It is a transcript of the gene NSL1, whose product is annotated as NSL1 component of MIS12 kinetochore complex. Gene Ontology annotation, biological process: mitotic sister chromatid segregation. Bases 1 to 1656 code for a protein of 551 amino acids. NCBI's taxonomy places the organism in Eukaryota, Metazoa, Chordata, Amphibia, Anura, Hylidae. The transcript is spliced from 7 exons. The record is from RefSeq and is a predicted model, not a curated record. Gene Ontology annotation, cellular component: kinetochore; MIS12/MIND type complex.
AUGCGGAACCUUAGUUCGGAGUCUUUAGUUCCCACGGGGGACGGGUUUGACGGGGGUACACUUCCGGCGCCGGCUUCCGGAGUUUUGAAAAUGGCGGCAAAAGAUGACAGUCCGAAGCGGAGAAGUUUACGGUUGCAGAGAAGGAGCAAAGACAAUGUAACGCCUGAUUCUCUGGGGGCCAAUGGGCCCCUGAGCGGCCGCCGGACCUCGGGUCCCAGAACUCGGCUGUCUGCGGGGAAACGGAGCGAUUCAGGGUCGGGAGGGGGCAGCUCUGUGGAGAGACCCCAGAGGAGGUCCAGGGGGCAGAGAGAAGAAGAGCCUAAGGGUGGCGCUAUACCUGGUCAGGGAGGACCGUCAGGAGUCACUACUAGGGACCAGGCACCAGACUUCGGGGCCCCUGAUGAGAAAUUACAAGGAAGAGCCAUAAAGACAAGAGGAAGCCAAGAUGGUCUCCAGGAUGAUGGGAGGCUGAGCCGCCUGGAGCCCAAGGUGGACAUCGGAUCAUCACCUUCCAGGGUUAACCAAGAAGGAAAUCAUGUGUCAGAAGCCAAGUCCUCCCAGGGAAGCAAAGAAAGAAGUCAAGAAAAUGUUGGACAGAUUGAAGAUAUCGCUCAUGAAGUAAGAACAUCCUCCAGCACGAGCAGGACGACCGAUGGGGAGAAAGCAGGGCCCUCUGUGGAGAGGAUGAGAACUGAUGUGGAAGAGGCCGGGCCCUCGGGUGUCAACAAUGUACAGAGCAGUGAGAUUACUGGCCCCUCCAGAAAUAGUGAUUUAAGGAACAAUGAGAACCCGAGCACCUUAAUAUUAAGUCCUUCAAGACGCCUUGUGUGUGAAAACAAGAGCCCUGUGAGAAACACAGAUCAGGGGACUUCAGACCCUGCUUCUGCCCCGGCCGCCCUGAGAGACAGCAAGGUGCAGUGCACCUCAAAGCAGUUGUUACAGGAGGUUCUGGAAAUGUGCGCAGAAUUUAGCAAAGAAAUUUUGGAAAGUCAGAAUUACCUAAAUAAGGAGCAGAGGCAACAGGAGCAAAAGAACUUUAUGAUGAACUUUGAAACUUCUUUUCAAGAUAACGUAAGCAUUAAUGGGCAGUCAUGGCAUGAAGCCCCGGACACACCAUCUGAACCUGAUAUUAAAAUUCUCGAAGACCAACUAGAUGACGCCAUUGUAGACGUUGCAAUGAAAAGAAAACGUCACCCUAGAAAAAUCUUGUCUCACGUCGUACAAGCGCUAAAACUUGAACGGGAAAUAUUGCAUCACUACAAACCGGUGGUGGAACCAAAGGAGUUUAAGCUAGAUUCAAGAUCUGAAUCCCGCAUGAGGGAACAAACUGCUACCACAGCCGCCAUCUCUCAACAGAUUAAAGAAACUAUGAAGGCUCUCCCGGCUCAGUUGGAAAAGGCUGAAGGCUUCUCCCAGGCGCUCAAUCUUCAGCCGGUGUUACAGGGAUCUCACGUAAGACACAAAAUCUUUUCAAGUCACGUGGUAUUACAGGACGUGGCAAAGACUGUACCUAAAGAGAUAGAAACAACCCCCAGAGAAAACGCAGCGGCAGCCAACGCGGCAGCGGUGCGGGGCAGGAGAAAACGGCAGAGUCCUCCCGUCCAACAUCAUUUAUAUCCUCGCAGAUCGAAAAGGAAGAUCAGUCUGGAAGGAUGAGAACCAUUUUGUGGUUUGUGCUGCUUUUUUUUUAAUCUCGAGGGGGCAAGAAAAAAAACAAAACAUUUCUGACCAUCCAAUUUAUGUAUUUGCGAACUGUAAAUUAUUAAUUAUUUUUUUUUAUUGUGGUCACAAAACGAUCUUUGGAAGUCUGUGAGCUGCCGGCGCCAAAUCGCAUAGAUCUCAUGAUAUCUAGUGUGAACGUUCAUCGUAGCCGGGAGUAGAAUUUCUACCCUUUUUAAUGUGCAAUAUUUCUAUUGACAGUGACUGAUAAGCAAUUCACUAGCAAUGGCGACCUAUUGGGGGACUACAAAUGCCAGCUUACCACUAGUAAGUCCGCUUUUAACUGCAGGGUGUUUUGUCUCUAUUUUGAGGUAUAUUCUUGCUGGUGUGACUGCACUGAACACAAUUUAAAACAGUGUUUUCAUACUAAUGUGCCUCCAGCUGUUGCAAAACUACAACUCCCAGCACGCCCGGACAGCUCCAGCUGUUGCAAAACUACAACUCCCAGCACGCCCGGACAGCCGUUGGCUGUCCGGUCGUGCUGGGGGUUGUAGUUUUGCAACAGCUGUAGGCACACUGGUUGGAAAACAUUUAAAGGGACAGUCAGAUGUGGUGUUUUUAAAAGAGAUAUACAACAUGAAAGGGGUGCCCUCUAUAGCUUGUACCUGGUAUUGCAGCUCGAACUAAUGGAGCUAAAUUGUGAUACCAUACACAGCCCAAGGAAAAUAGUUUAAGGGGUACUCAGGUGAAAAGCAUCUUAUCCCUUAUCCGAAGCAUAGGGGAUAAGAUGUCUAAUUGCGUGGGACCCCCGCGAUCUCCGGCACCACGCCCCCUCCAUUCAUGCCUAUAGGAGGAGGUGUGAUGGCUACGUACUAGCCGUCACGCCUCCUCCCAUACACAUGACUGGAGGGGGCAUGGCAUGACAUCCCAAACACGCAAGCUCCAAGUUUUUGUGCUCCGGAUGCCGUCGCUGCCGGCCCGGAGAUUGCGGGGGUCCACCGUGGUGGGACCCCCGCGAUCAGACAUCUAAUCCCCUAUCCAGUCCUACCCCAUGCACUGUGCAAUCUCACCAUUUUACUGUGUUGUUCUCUGCACACGUUUUAAAGACUAUUGUAGUCCCAGAGGUCAAUCCUGGACGAUCACAAAGUUUAAAGGGUUACUCCGCUACCCCGUGUCCGGAACAUUGAGUUCCGAACCCUGUGUGCGGGCUUCUGUGUUCACGCCCACCCCCUCGUGAUGUCACGGCCUGCCCCCUCAAUUAAAGUCUAUGGGAAGGGGGCGCGACAGCUGUCACAAAGGGGCAGACGUGAACACAUAAGCCCGCACACAGCAUUCAAUGUUCCGGACGCUGGGUAGCGGAGUAACCCUUUCAGCAUAGCCUAUUGAUAUGUCUUGGCUUCAGAUCAUUGGAAUGAAUUAUACCUUUAGGUUUUAGUAUUCAUCCUGCUCUGUAUUCAGGUGACUUCAAUAACACAAAAAAAUUAAAUCCAAUCCUUCACAUUGUACAUGUCGGCCUCGCACCUCACCACAUCACAAUCCCUUAUGGGCAAUUUAGUAUAACUACAUUCUAGCAACUUGUCAAUGGCUUCCAUCUUGUAUAGUUCUUAUAGGGCUUGUAUAUUUGUAAAUACUCAUAUUGUGGUUUUAAUGGCCAUUUUGUAACAUUGCAUUUCUUAUCUGUCCUGGUGUAUUAAAGAUGGGACUAAAAUUUUGUGUUUUUAAGUUACUUUUUUCUUUUCUCCCAUCCUCAGUUGUCUUAAAAAGUAGCUUUCACCAUCCUUUUUCCCCCCCCCCGCCUAUUGCCCAUCU